This is a messenger RNA of Clunio marinus, 2156 nucleotides long. Lineage: Eukaryota; Metazoa; Arthropoda; Insecta; Diptera; Chironomidae. The record is from the annotation of a GenBank genome assembly.
AAAAAUUUGAUUGCAAAAUACUUCUACAUAUUAAUUUAUAAUAGGAAGAACUUUAGCCAGUAUGAUGCUUGGUUUAAGUUUGAAUUUAGCCAUUUCAGCAACAGUUAUAAUAAGUUGUUUUAUUUUUGUGAUUUUAAGCUUUUUCAAAUCAUUGAGAAAACGUUUUCCGAAAACAGUGAAUUGUUGGUUUUGUAACUCGAACACCAGAGUGCCUUACAACAAUCAGAAUUCUUUUACUUGUCCGUCUUGCCUCCAAUUUAAUGGAUUUACAGACGAUGGAGAUUACAAUCGCGAGAUUCCUGAACAACACUAUUCAAAACUCAAUACUUCCAGCAACUUCUACUCCCAGAGAACUGAAGGAAGGCGAACACCCUUCAAUGGACUUUGUGAUCCUUGUAAUCGCAAUCAAGAAAUGAAAAUUAUUCAACUUGCCAAUUUUAAGCCAAGAUUUGAGGCAAACUAUGACGAAGAGAUUGAAGAAUAUAGACAAAAACUUGAAGACUCUUAUCAACUUUGUCAAGAAUGUAACAGACACUUGAGAAAAACUUUGAAUCGUGUAAAAACGAAGCUCAUUGGAUCUAAAAUUUCCCAAUUAGUUUCAAAGGGCAUCAAAUCUUUGAAUUACCAAACUCAACCAGGAAAUGACCGUCAAAUUUUAAGCAAAAUCAAAAUUUUUACAAUUUUUAUAUUGAGUGUGGUCAACUUGGUGAAGGUUGCAGAAAUUGAUUUGAGUUUCCUUCGCUCAAUAGCUCAUGGGUCAUUCAAAAGUUUUUACUUUCAUCUCAUCGCACUUCGUCUUACAAUUAAGGAUCUUUUAAUGAAAAUACUAAAUGAGCUGAAUCUUCAAUAUCCAGCUGAUUUAAGUAUUGAUUACAUUGCUUUAACCGCCAUAAUCCUCAACUAUUCUAUUUUACGAAAUCAAAAACAAGCACAGAAUCAAGUAAUAUUUUCGAUGCUGUUUUGGUCCAUAAAGAUGGUCGUCAAAGAAUUCCCCAUCAAUUCAUCUUACAUAUUAGCUAUUGAUGGUUCGAUUGCUGCUGCUUUAGUGAUAACAUCUUUGGCUACAAUCAUCAAGUCAUUUGGAAGUAAAAAAUCAGAAAUUAAUCAAAGCUCAAGUUUCCAUAAAAUUCAUGCAGAUGUCAAUGAGGAAUCGGAUGUUGAAUGCGACACAUCAAAUAGUUACGACUUUGAUGUACGCAGUUUAAGAAGUUCAAUCAUUUCGCAGCCAUCAUCAAGAUUCAAUGGAACAUUACGAGAAUCUACUCUUAAAGCUCCAAUCAGAACAAGUCCAUUAAGUGAGACAAUCUUCCACAACAGUACUUUUGUAACUCAACCAAGUACCAGAAAUAAAACAAUCACAAACUUCGAUACUUUAAGCAAUCGGAGCUUUAGUAUUAGACAAGAAGUCACUGCAGCUGAACGAAAUCAAGUUCACAAAGAUAUAAAUCGACUGAACAUUUCCGGAUCAUUACUAGGAUCGUCAUCAACAAUUAAAGACUUUCAAUCAGCUAGAAAUUUGAAUCCAUUUUCGCUUGAAAACAGUCGAUGUGGUUCGCCUACUCCGACCAUUGCUAGUGUUUUCAGUGGCUGUCAUCGAACACAAGUCAUUACGCCACCUCGAUUGGAAACUUCAUUUAUGCCUGAAGCAGUCAAUACUUCUUGGGUUGGAGGUGGAUAUUGGUCAUCACCGCAAAAACAAUAUCUCGAGGUGAAUUAUUUCAAACAACAAACUAAUCCUGAUACCUCUAGAAGUUCAUCGCAAUCAUCAGGAGUAGGUACAAUUGAUUCAGAAAAGAAUUCAAGAGAAAGUUCAGUGGGAAAGGAUGAAAUUUCGUCGAUCUUUUCAGAACCUAUUCGAAAAUGUAAUCUUUUCGGAAAAUCACCUGACAAUCGCUCAAUUUUUGGGCAGUCUUUUGUUCAAGCGCCAAAAGUCAACAAUUUCUUUCUCAACAACUCAAAUGACAACAACUUCAGAAAAUAUCGCAAUAGCACUUUCUUAAAAUGAAUAACUAUUUCAUUUGAAAAUGUGUUCAAUUUGUAUCCAUUAAUUAUUAUUAUCAUGCAGAUUUAUAGUCAGUACGUUAAUCAUUUUAAUUUGAUUUCUUUUGUGAUUUGUUUUAAAAAUAAAUUGUAAACGAAAAUUCUCAUAAAUAUAA